CAACAAGAGAUUAACUCAAAGUACAGAUGUCUGUUUGAGUUCUACUGACUGGAGCCAGCUUUGGAAGGAAACAUGGAAAAAAUAUUUUAAACAAAUAUCAUUCUUUGAAAAUUGCCAGGUAAACGAGUUCUGUUUUAUGUGCGCGCGAUUUUUUCGCGUUGAAAUAUAAACUGAAGUAGACGGGCCGAAUCAUGGGUCGAAGACACCAAACUCUGCUUUCCUCGCAUGAUUUGACUAAAAAUACGGAAAAUUUGAACACCAGGUGAAAAUAAAUGAAUCAUGUCACCAUGUGGAACGAGAUUUAAAGGAACAAAAUUUCUAGGCCAAAAAAAGUUUACUACCUAUCUUAAGCACUGGAAAAUUGAGUCGCACGACAUAACUAAUUAACAAUUUAUUUGAAAUAAGCAAUAGUGCGCUCGUUUUUCUUUUUUCCUCUUUUUUUUAAAUUUAAUUUUACUGUCUAGUAUCAGGGAUUAGAUCGACCCGGCAUGAUUGAAAUUUCAAACAAAGGUCUUGAAUUGAGUUUCAGGCUUGUCUUCCCAAGGGAACCGAACCGCCCGUGUUUGUCUCAAUCUUUUUCGCGUGUUCGAUAAAUUAUCGAAAGAAUGAUUCACGAUCAACUCAUGCAACUAAAACUAUGAUGAGAAAUGAAAUAAUUUGAGUUAAAAUUUCAGCGAUGUAUGAUAAUCUGUUAUGAAAUUCUAACAUCAGAGACAAACAGCUUGAAAAAUUUCAAAGAUCUUGAUAUUUUUCGUUUGCCAGAGUUAUUAAACACAGUCUACUUAUUAUUCAAGAAAGUCCAGUCAAUCAAAGCAGAAAAAGAAUACGAUUUAUGUUUUAUAAACACAAGGAAACCCAGUCAAACUGGGGUUGGUUCUAUUAAAAGAAUCAUUUUUGUGAGUGAUAAUACCGAUGGUUUUGUUGAGCGUGGGGCAUAGUGCAGAUUAGCUCGUGAUUGGUUAUACAGGAACAGUUGUUCUCCACAUGGGCACUCGUUAACUCAUUAGCAGUUGGAUGAAAUGAGUUUGGAUUCAUAUUAUCAUCAAACAUCGGUCGUGAUCAGUUAUACAAAAGGGUUUUUUCAUGUGGUUUGCAAAGGUUGAGUUUUAUUUACCUCAGUGACGCCUUCGAUAUUUCCAUAUUCAUCACCAAAUAUUUUUAUUAAAAUAGAGAAACAAAGAGAUGAAUUACAAACUCAAUUUUAAAACGAAAACAGUGACAAAAAGUGAUUGAGCUGAUAACGUGAGAUAUUUUUCUGACCUCGUAAUUUGAUUUACGUCCACUGUUAAACACCAGUACAUAUAUCACCGCAAAUGGUCUUUUUUGUUUUCUGUACACGCAAAUGUUCGCCCGCGUUCAAAAUGCUGAUAUUUUUAAAGUUUCCAUCUUAUUAUAAUUAAUUUCUGAUCCGUUCUGUGUGAACUUGGCUAAUUUUCUUACUCAGUUAAGAAGAGGGGACUGAGAUAAAUUUCGGGGCAAUUAUUUCCUCCUACGAACUCCUCAUCUUAAAUUGUCGCCAUUGGUGAGGGGUUAAUUAUGGUUUCGGUGGCAGUCCUCAGGAUUCCGCGGAAUCUGUGAUCAAUCGGUACAAGAAUCAAUUAAAGAUUUUACAAUUACCUAAACUGAGACAGUACGUGACUUAAACCUUACCUGGUGGUUGGCUUUCUUUUUUCCAAAAUGUUAGAAUCAUCCCGAGUCUUAACCGACCGAACGAAGCUUUUCUUCUUUUUCUGUAUUUCGAUUCUUGUUAUACAGGAGUUUUUACCGAACAUCCUCAUUAAAUUUACGACUGUUCUACCAUUCAAAUAGCUCUGUUUCGGGCGAUGUGCGAAAGCCUGAAUUUCCCGCCCGUCACGACACACCUUUGCAUGAUAAAUUAACAGGAACUAACGGACAAACUGACAUGUUCAGCGAGCUAAUCAGAGUUACAUAAUUCCGCACUCUAACUUUUCAUUCUUUAGGUAAGGUCUUAUUUAAGAAUUUCAUUGUUUCAACGAUUCAGUCGCAAAACUAGUGGCCUUUUAAGACAGUAAUGAAGAAAAACUGAUACGGUGUAGGUUUUCGGAAAAUCCUCGAAAUAUACACUUGAUAACGUUAGGCAUAAUCACCUCGAUACAACUGCUUGCUUUUAGCAUGAAAUGAUAAGCGGGACUUUUGAGAAUGAGCCACCGAGGUUUAGAAAUUCUUCUACAAAUAUAGCGUGGUCUACGUGAUAUACGCCUUUAAUCAAUUUCCCUUUAUUUGCGGGGAGAAGUAUACUCAUAUAUCCAUUGCCUUCAAUGUGUUUCUAUUACUGUAACAUGAAAAUAAAAAAAAUAUAUAAUGUAUCACAACUGAAAUUUUCUCUGGGUACAUAGGGACAUGUGCUGUGAGUAGCUGCAGAAGAAACAUCGAUUGUGCAGAUUACUAUCAGCCAAUUGGCAAAGCGCAUACAGGAUGGUCUUCCCUCCAGGUAAAUAAAUCAGUUAUGGACUUCUGUCAAUUUUCUCUGUAAUGAAAGCAAAGGAACUGAAGGAUUUGAAGAAGUUGUGACAGGAAGCCUGAUUCUGUUCAAAUCCUGUCGACCCAUAGUGGAUUGGGUUUUGGUUGUCCUAUACUUUAAUGUAGGUGGCAUAACUGCAAUGCGACAUUUGAGGUGGUGUCUUGCACGAAAACUACAUAUGGUUCAAAAGGGAAAUGAAAUUGAAAACUUUGCGUCUAUAUCAUGUGGCACUUGGGAAGUGAAGCAGUGAUAUAUAUCUAUUUAUAUAAUAAGCUCAGUUAUGUACGCAUUCUGAUUGGUUCUCACUUAUGAUCUAUAGGAGGACAGACGUAUAGAUGACGUCAUCAUUAAAACUUUUUUUAAUUCUUUAUUAUAUAAAACAAAUAGAUUCCAAGUUGCCGUGCGUCUGUUCAGUAAUAGAUCACAGAGGACGUCAAAAUGUGGUAUGAACAUAGUGUGCCACUUUUUUGUUCUUACCACAUUUUGACGUCAUCUGUGAUCUAUUACUGAACAGACGCACAGCAACUUGGAAUCUAUUUGUUACUCCAUAGCGUAAAUGGAUUGCUUGGGAUUUAAAUUUUAUGGAUUGGGGAGACUCGGUCAGAUAUCAUAGCUGGCCUUGAUUAGUUCUGGUGAGGUUUCCAUUACGCUCUCCAACGAGGGAAAAUGGGUCCAUUUAUCAUAUGACCGUAGAGCCCCACGCGUGCAAUCGCAUAUUAAACCAAAGCGAAAGCUAACGUGCGCAGGGUCGGACGGGUUGAUGUGAGCCGGUCCGAUCAAAGCCGUCCGGCCUUGCACUUAUACUGUUCUUUUGCAUUUUCCGAGAACGUGACGCACGUCAUGACCUCGAGCUAAGUAUUUUCCCGUUCGGCCCUCCCACUCAGUUAAUAAGUAUAUAUGUUAUCUCUUGGUUCUGACAUUGGUGAUCUCAGCAGUAUUCAGGACGCCUGUCAAAUAUGAAACAGUUAAUGCAAGUGAUGGCCAUCACAAAAUGUUGUCACCGGCACCUUGAAUGUCUCGUACCUAGUCCUCCGACGGCCAAACGUUGGAAGAGGGUCUGAAUACGAGUUCAAGAAGGAAACGUCAGAACAGAUUUAAGGUCUCGUAUCCAGACUUUCUGCAACCAAGCGUUGGACGAGAGUCUGGAUACGAGUUCAAGAAACAUCGUACCAACAUCGUACCUCAUGAUAAAGAUGCAAAAAUUAAGCUCUGUUGCGAUUAAACGUUAAGGCCAUCCUGAUUUUCAUCAUCAAUAUUUUCUCUUGAUGGAUAAAAACGUCAACCACCUUUCAUGUCUGAAGGCAGAAAGUGAAUAACAAUGAUCGAUUUUAAAGAGAAUUACCACAAAAUGGGAAAACUUAGCAGCUCUUUUCAAAGGAAGUGCAUAGGGUGAUUAAAGAAAUAAUUAAUUUUCCUUGUUAUCACCUGAAAUGCAGCUACCUUGUGCAAUUAGGAACUGCACAGACUAAGGACAAUUUUUCAGACGGGAGCGCGAAAACCCCUUGGCUUAUGUUCACCAAGCUUUUGGUUUUACUCUUCUCGUCAACAGCAAACUUGCUUUUUAAAAACUUGAUGGAAACUUGUAAUGCUUAACUGAGUGAUGUCUAAUGUUAACCGGAUAAGCGGAAAGUAGAUUUAGUGUGAGGACAAAAUUGCCCAGGGCAUUACUCUAAAUGACCAAAAUAUGGAAAUCAUCCCGAAUGGUUUUCACCUUUGAUUAUCGGUCAAUGAAAUUCCAGAAGUAAAAUUAUAAAUAAUUAGUAUUGGUUAAGUUAAAACUAAAUGUAAGGUGACUAAGUUACCAUUCGACCAAUGAAAAUAACAUUGUUAACUACGACGGGAAAAUUUCUUUUUGGGUAGGCUUAAAUUCAAGAGAGUAAUUAACUGACUUUGAAACGAAGCUAUUCUUGGCUGCAAGUCUGGAGCCUUCCUUCGUUCAUUUUUGAAGGAUUAGUACCAGAUCAGAUUUCAAAAAGCUCCCCAUUUCGCAUUGAAUUAACAUCCACCUGGCUUUGUUUUGAUUCUCGCAAUCGCACGCUUGGUCAAAAUAAAUUAUUCAUGAGAUCGAUCAAAAACCUAAUGACAGCGAUUCCCAAUCGCCUUUUGCGGGGCGUAACAUUUUAGUAGCAUGUUGAAAUUUUAGUCGAACGUUCUUGCCUUACGGUUCUUGAAGGCCACCAUGGGAUGUAUGUACAGACGAUGAAAUUGUUAAACUCUUUACCUAAAGUUAUCUUCACGUUCAAUUCAAGAUGUUUUGCUAAUCGGUUUUAUUGUAUUCGUGUUUCUUUCAGUGCCAGUCCCGGCCAUCGUAUUUAUGGCGGUUAUCGGCGGCUGUUGUCUUCUUUUACUUGUAUUGUAUCAGUGCUUGAAGGCUGGAAUGUUUUUUAAGACCGAACCACCGGAUGAUAGACCAGACGAGAAGGGAUACGCCGAGCUUGGCGAAGCUUACGGCACUGAAACAGACGAUGAUUAUGUUGGGCCAUCCUCGAAAGCAACAAGCCGUCGAAGUAGCUUUAACACGAGCGGCAGUAAGUCGGAUGGCGAGUUAGCUCUUGGCGAUAGUGCUUCAGUUUAUGGUUACGGUAAAUAUUCGGACGGUGAAUAUAGCCCAGCCAUCGGUAGACACGCUGUAUCGGCUUAUGGUGAAGCAAUCGAUGUCGGUCAAGAGGAAUUUCUUUCAACUGCGGGGAGAUUGCAAGUGUCUGCAAGUUAUGCCCCCACAGCGGAAAAGUUAGCGGUAACUGUUAUUCGUGCCGAGGACGUCCCUACGAAACAGCGCGGUGGCGCGGGCAGUGUUCAAGUCCGCGUGGUAUUGCUACCUUCAAAGAAGCAGCGAUUUAAAACAAAAGCAAAACCAGCCGCAAAUCCGAACUUCCACGAGACAUUUACAUUCAGUCGAGUUCCUCAGAGCGAUUUACACGAAAGUGGCCUCAGGUUUAGGUUGUAUGGUCACGAAAAAAUCUCCAGGGAUAAAUUAUUAGGCGAAAUGACUAUCAAUCUUACUGAAUUCGAUUUAGAAGGCGAUGGAGAAGCACUCUGGCGAACGCUCACACCAAGAAAUGCCCUGAGCGUAAGUAGAUAGAUUUUAACAAAUUUCAUAUGCUGUACUGUUUGUUCACUGCGACGCUUUGCACUUUUGUGUCGAGUGAACUUGCUGGGAAAAUUUGUGGAUGAAAAUAUUGAGCAGUCCUUUUUUUGUCACUGGCUAGUUACCCAAAGGAAAAACAAAAUUGAUAUCCACCUGAAAGUUAUGCAAAAAGUCAAGUGAAAAGCGUCGUAGAUUUACUUCGUAAUGCAAUUUCUCUGAGAGAUUGCUUCGGUUGUCAUUUUUCGCUUUUGGGAUUUUUCGAAGUGUACCGUUUUAUGGAAGAGUAGCAGUAGUCUUCCCAAAAAUCAUAGUUUUUGCUUUAUUUUGGUGUAAAUUGUCGUCAGAAUAAUUUAUUUGAACUUUUCUCAGCACUGUAACGUGGCUCGAUCAGAAUACUGAAGAAAGACGGAAACUAUAUAUGCAAAUCAGUCACCAGUCAAUCAAAUGUAACCAAUGAUCAGCUGGCAUGUUUUUUAAAUCCUUUGUUCGUUGUUGUUGACAAGGCAAUUACAUUAGCACAUGUCACUUUCUGAGCCGGAACGUGGGCAAAUACAAAAGCCUUCCAACACUGUUAUUGUCCUAUAAAAAAGUUCAGAACGUGCCACAAAUUAAAACCUAUUUAGAAUUUAAAUCCUUCUCAGCCGAGUGUUAACGAAUUUCAGUGCAGAGGCUAAUUAAUGACAAAUAAAGUUUUACAUAUUUAAGGCGACUUUGAAACAAGUUUUCAGGCAAACUGAAAAGUUCGCCGGGUCUAUGGCGUCUUCCUUUCUCUGCCUUAUGUUACUGUUAAUCCAAGAUUUGGCGAAAAUGGUAAUGCAAGGCUGUGCAGCAAUACAUCAUUACCCAAACUGAAGGAGAAGCUUCGUUUUUGAAGCAGUUUUGUAAGAAAGCUCUCCAGCUGAGGAUCUUUGCGUAGGUGUCCUAUGUGAUCUGCUUGUAGUGUUUUGUUUAUGCCAAGAGCAACGUACUCUGUCUUUUAAAGGAGAAAAGUAUUAUUAGUUUGAAUCGAGUUUACGACGAGCAAAUUAAUAGAAAGAUAGAAAACUACUGAAAUAGGGGAAAUAAUCUUUAAGACACGAGGAUGAUUAGGGAUUGAGAAAAUUAACAGAAACGCCCAAUUAAAAAGUCUAGGUCAAUAUUCCAGCAAAUCGUCAUGUAGCUUUAAAAAGUACAAAUAUACUUGUAUAUGUAGGGAGCUAACAUUGUUACUGUUUAUACUGUUACAGAGCUCUGACUCCAUGUACGAUUUGUCAGAAAGUGGUAGUGUGAUGAGUUUCGGAUCUCAUGGUUCAGUGUCUUCUCUGGCAAUGACUCAUAGUGGGGCCCCAGAAUUGCUUGUCUCGCUCUGUUAUCAAUCUCUCACUGGCCGCCUAACUGUGGAAGUGCUAAAGGCCAGCAACCUCCGUAAUGUAUCAAUGCAACGUGCACCAGGUACUGUGAACUUUAUCAUUCUUUUAUAUUAAAGAAAUUUUCAGCGUCAAAUAUACUCCAUGAUUGCACUGGUUUUGAUCCACUACGCCUUGCGACUCGCACAACCUAAUUUUUAACUAAUCGAAUGCAAGGCUAUAGUAAACGGAGAUAAGGUAACUUACGUUUUCCCGCGCUUAAUGCAGGUUGUUUUUUUGCCUCGAGUCCCCAUUGACUCCUUGUCAGUAAUAUUUUUCUAUGUUCCGAUUAGCUGCUCUGAUAACCGAACUUUGGAAAUAACGACACUAAAAGAACUCUGGCAAUCCACAUUAUCUCUGAUAAUUGAAAUAGCUCCAACAAAAAAAACAAAUAAACAAGCGAAACUGAACAAAACAUACAAAAAAAAACAAAACAAAAUCAGUCAAAAAAGCAGAAAAACCAGGUCAAGCUUUUCAAUCAGCGAUUGACUCGUCAGAAACGCAAAAGUUUUAUCUUUCUUUUUAAGAUAAUAAUAAUAAACAUCGAAUAACUUCCACUCCGCUUAAAAUCAGGACAAAGUGAUCAAAACGCCACACAUCAUUUACUAUCAAAGAAGCUUUGCUGAGAGCGGAAUUUUGUAAAGGGUUACUCUCAAAGGUUGAUCCGCAAUGCAUGCGUGGAAAGUAAGGAAAUGGUUCACGCCUGGGUUCAUUAUUUAAAAUGCAAUUUGUUAAAAUUCGUUUUGUAGAUUGAUUAACCAUUGAAUUUCUGAUCCCCACCAGUUUACUCUGAGUGAGGAGGACAAAAGCUUCCGAUUAUUCAAUGGAUGGCCAAUAAAAGGGUCGAAUAAAUCAAAUCGAACACGCAUCAUCAAUGUAUAGCAGUCGAUGAAGCAAAAGUACAUCCGGUUAUUUUUCCAUCUUAGUGUUUCAAAAACUUUUCCCAAGAAAUUUUGGAUUUAGGGGACAGACCAAGGAGGCAAGUGUGGGGAGGAGAGAAGUGUGUACCACCUAGACCACUCUGUAGCUUCGUAUACCCAGUUUUAUGAGCUGCAAGCUGAUGUGCGUAUUGAGUAUUGAAAACGAUGCUUUCGAUCCUUAAGAGAAGCGAGUAUUUUCUCUUCCGGUAUAACUGUUGUUCAUAGAGCUUAAACACUAAGAUAAAACAACAAUACAUCGGACACCAAUCAAAUAAAUACGUUAAAAAUGAUGCAAAUAUAUAGUUAAAGGAAAACUUCUCUGCCGGCAUUACUCUAAAUCUUGAUUUAAACGUCACAAAAUAAAGUUUAAAUGUUCAUAAGGGGAAAGAGUUCAUAAACCUCUCACUUACUUUUAAAUCUUCAAAACGUGUAAAUCACCGUAAAAGUAAUGCGCACCCUUUCUCAUUCACUAACAGAUUCAUACGUGAAAGUCACUUUGUUCUCAGCAUCUGGCAAGCAAGUUGCAAAAAGUAAAACUACCAUUAGAAAGAGCAUGGCUGACCCCGAGUAUAACGAAAGUUUCAUGUAUGAGAUUUCCGAGAGAGAUCUACAGCUGGUGAAUUUGAAUAUAUCUGUGAUUGUCAUAACAAAGGCGAGGAAGAAAAAAGAGAUAGGCUGGCUUACCUUGGGAAAAAAUUCUAGCGGGCAAGAAGAAAUCAGGCACUGGAAUGACAUGAUACAGGAAAAAGAAAAAACACUAAGCCGAUGGCAUACUCUCGCAGACGCUUAAUCUUAUGCCCAAGUCCCACUUGUGUCAUUGCUUGGUCGUGAGAGGUCUGGGUGAAAGACUAGCAGACGCAUAGAAAAUCCUUAAAUCAUCAAAUGUUAAUAAGUUAUUCAUUAAGGUGUAUUGAAUAGUUUUCAUUCAUUACUGUGGGAUGAUUAAAACAAGUCAGUAAAUGAAGGGGUUUAAUGCGCAGCAGAUAGUUAAAAACACAGAUAAGUGUCAUAAAUGAUGUGACUUUGACUACCAGUUCAUUAAAAAAAAUAAAAUUUCUAAAUUUGCGGUUCUAAACAGAUUGUUUUUCUUCUUGAAAUUAUCUGGUUUUCUUUCUGUGAUAACCAUAAUCUGUCAUUUAAAUUGAUGAAUCGAGAGGGAUAACCAAUUCUAUUCAAUUAAGUGAAAAAAAAUUAAAAUUCGUUGCGUUGCUAAGGGUCGGUAGACAGUUCACCAAACAUGCAAAAACAGACAUGUUUCCUAUGUUAGCUCUUGCGAAAUAUCGUGCGUAGGUUUUAAUUAAGGCAUCAACGCUCUCGAUAAACAAUUCAUGCCUUCUAGGCAACUGUAACUUGACUACAUGAAGAUGCGACCAGCCAUCUCAGACCAACAGUAUGUUUGACGAAUAAAAUGCUUUAAAUAUCAACAAACCAAAAAAGUUACAUUCGCAUCCUUCUUAAUCGAAAUAAAUUUCAUUCAAAUGAGUUCUAUACUGUUAGUUUUACAAGUUUAAGCAAAGGAACAGAUUUUCCUCUUCAGAAAAUAUAUUUAAACUCACUUUACGCGCGUUCGCACGAUCGAACAAGCAAGAUGAGCGUCGGGCUAGUAAUUGAUAAUCAUAUUAAAAGUUUACUUUCCUCGAAUUGUUUUACAAAUAUUAAAAUAAGAAUGAUAGGUUUUGAAGGCUGUUUCAAAAACUGUGAAUUUGACGAGGUUUCUUUUCAUAACUACUCUCCCCUGGGGCAUUAUUUGAUUUUGGCACACGAAUCAGAUACAGAUAAAAUCUACAUCACAUUGCUUAUUUUGAAAUAAUGUUGUUCGCGACAAUUGUAUAGUAUACAACAGCUAUUUUCGACGAUUGUUGAUCGUUUGCCAACAUAUCAGUGGGAUCGAAUCAAUUUUCGUCCUUUCGGUCGACAAAACGUAACAACUCGUUACCGCGACAUCACGCGUUCAUCGAGAUAAGAAACACGCGAAGUUUCGUUUGCACUUGCAGUUGGUCCAAGCACAACCGAGCGCAGUUCUAACUUCCCAUGAACACACAGCCGAUGCAUGAAAAAAAAAAAAAAAAAAUAAAAAUAAAAUUUCUAUGCUGUAGUGUUUUGAGAGAAAUUCCCCCUGCCAAGCUGUACACAUAGGCACACAAACACGCCUUCAAUGGCGAAUACAUGAAUGAAGAGCAAUAUGUCGAGAACAUAAACAAAAAUUCACAAAUGUCGUGAAUUCUGGUCGGUCGUGAUGUUUUAAAGGGUUUUUAAAUUGCACGAGCCGCCGCCGUUUGCAUCAUGUCUGAGCAUCUUAGUGGCUUUUUGAUGCAUUCCAAGUUAAUUUAUAUCAGCCAUCAUCACUUUUUUGUUACAAACGGGAUCUUGGACAUUUUAUUUGUCUACCUUUUUUGGCAUGGCCUUGCUUUCGUUUUCUUUCCACCCAUCUCAUAAAAAAUUGUUACCGGCGCUUGACGUCUUAAGCAAGUGUUUCUGUAGUCUAUGUUUCCCAUACAAUGCGCUUUGACUAACUUUUGUGAUUGAUUUCAAUUUCAGAUACUUAUGUUAAAGUGGCAAUGUUCAACUCCAUUGGACAGCAACUCUCCAAAAGUAAAACGUCAAUACGUCGCAGCAUGUGUGACCCGGAAUACAACGAGAACUUUGUAUUCCAGAUAAUAGAAUUUGAACUGCCUAGUGUAAGCCUCAUGUUCUCUGUGGUCAACAUCAAGAAGAUGAGGAGAAAGGAGAUUAUAGGAUGGUUCUCAAUGGGCAGGGAUAACACUGGCGAAGAUGAAGAAGCUCAUUGGAAAGAAAUGAUUGAAGCUAAGGGUCAACCACGGAAGAGAUGGCACAUUCUAAGUGCUGUGGACUACUAA
Pocillopora meandrina is the source of this 10733-nucleotide messenger RNA. The record is from the annotation of a GenBank genome assembly. NCBI's taxonomy places the organism in Eukaryota, Metazoa, Cnidaria, Anthozoa, Scleractinia, Pocilloporidae.